This is a messenger RNA of Aureococcus anophagefferens, 2874 nucleotides long. RefSeq lists its product as hypothetical. The record is from RefSeq and is a predicted model, not a curated record. The transcript has 3 exons. Bases 1 to 2874 code for a protein of 957 amino acids. Lineage: Eukaryota; Pelagophyceae; Pelagomonadales; Pelagomonadaceae. Gene Ontology annotation, cellular component: plasma membrane. Gene Ontology annotation, molecular function: calcium-activated cation channel activity.
AUGGACGCCCUCGCGCGGAAAGUCAUGAGCAAGCACGGCCUGUCCCUCGAGGCGGCCCGGAAGCACCGCGCGAAACAGAUGCCCCAGCGCGUCGUCGAUCCGACGAGCCGCCUGGGGUUCCGGCGCGCCGAGCAGGGCGAGACGGAGUCGUGCGAGCCCUACCCCCUGGCCCUGGAGUCGAUCGGUGACGUCUUCCUGAGCCUGGACUCCUUCGGCCUCGGCGUGAGCCUCUACUUCCGCCAGCUCGCGUGGAUCUUCUGCGUCGUCUUCGUUUGCGCGAUGAUCCUGUGCCCGUCGACGACGCACAACGCGAGCGCCUGCCACCACGGCGACGACACGACGACCAAGCCCGCCUACGAAAACGCGGGCCUCGCGCGGGGCACGGCGUCGGGCUGCGUCGUCGGGGACCUCUCCGUCGGCCUCAACGUCGCGCCGGACGUCGCCGUCGUCCUCGUCAUCCUCUUCGCGGCGCUCACGUCGACGUUCCUCCAGUCCACGUUCUCCAAGCGCAUCGAGGGCAACCUGCAGACGCCGUCGGACUACUCCGUCGUCGUCGCGAACCCGCCCGCGCACGUCCUCGACCCGGACCGGUACCGCGACUUCUUCGCGAAGAUCUUCGGCGACGACGUCGUCUGCGUGACCGUGAGCAAGGACAACGGCCGCGUGCUCCAGCUCCUCGCGCGGCGCAAGGGCUACCUCCAGGACCUCGCGGACUUCGCCGAGGGCGGCUGGGACGAGCUCGACGAGCUCGACGGGCUCGGCGAGAAGUUCCAGCCCCUGCUCUACGGCCUGGGCCUGCUGAAGACGCCGGCCUUCGCGCGCGCGCGGCUCGCGGCCGUCGAGGACGAGCUCCGCGUCGCGCUCGCCGCGGGCGACGGCCGGAAGACACUCGCGGCGGGCGACGACUGGCACAAGCCGCAGAGGGUCGUCGUGACCUUCGCGACGGAGGCGUCCAUGGAGCGCACGCUCCAGACCUUCGAGGUGUCCGCCGCGCGCCGCGUCUUCUCGAACGUCACGGGCAUCGAGUCCGCGGAGACGCCCGUCGACUUCGAGGGCACGGUGCUCCUCGUGUCGCGGCCCGUCGAGCCGACGGAGAUCCUCUGGCACAACUCGCACUACGCGCGGCCCGAGCGCCUCCUCCGGUUGGCCUUGAGCUUCGCGGCGACGGCCGGCAUCGGCGGCGUGCUCUACGCCAUCGCGCGCGCGUUCGCCCGGGCGGAGGCGACGAACUUCCUCUUCGUCUGGGUCACCGUCGUCAACGCGGCGCUGCCGACCACCCUCAAGCAGGUCACGAAGCUCAUCGAGCGCCACCGCGAGUUCGGCGACGAGCAGGACUCCAUGUUCCUCAAGCUGACCAUGGCGCGCUGGUUCAACACGGCCGUCGUCGUCUUCGUCACGACGCGGCGGCCCGCGCGCCUCGGCAAGGCGAACCUCGAGAGCGUCUUCCUCAUCCUCCUCGCGGACGCGUUCGUGACGCCGCUCAUCGUCGCCUUCGACCCCUUCGACCUCGUCAUGCGCUACGUCGUCGCGCCGCGGCAGCCGACGCAGCGCGCCAUGAACCGCUUCUGGAACGGCGCGGAGUGGAACAUCGCCGAGCGCUACACGGACGUCGCGAAGACGCUCCUCGUGGGCCUCUUCUGGGCCUCCGCGGCGCCCGCGGGCCUCCUCGUCACGGCCGCGGCGCUCUUCAACGUCUUCCUCGUGGACCGCUUCUGCCUCCUGCGCCGCUGGGCGCGCAAGCCCGACUUCGACGACCAGCUCUCGCGCCGCUCCGUCGGCGUGCUCUCGCUCAUCGUCCUCGUGCACACGCGCGCCGCGAUGGAGUUCUUCAUGAACUGGGGCCUCCGCUUCGACAAGUUCGGCGCCGAGUCCGGCCGGCCGGGCUCCGGCGACGGGCUCGGCGACCACCAGAAGCACGUCAAGUGCUUCGGCACCUUCUUCGACUGCAACGCCGGCGACGAGGAGCUCACGGCGGCGCAGCGCACCGUGAACCGCGUCUACCCGGCGCUGAGCGUCAUCGCCUUCGUCGUCGCCGUCUGGAACCUCGUCGGCACGCGCGCCGGCGUCCGGAAGCAUCUCUACCGGGGCUUCCUCUACUGCUUCUGCGGCAACACGGCCGAGGACGACGACGACCACAUGCCCAUCUCGUUCCGCGACGUCGCGGAGAUCGACGCCUACGUGCCCACCGUGCCCCACCCGCUCCCCGGCGAGGUGCCGCUCAUCGCCGCCGACGUCACGGGCGUGCCGCCGGGGCGCCUCCCCCUCCCGCCGGGCGUCGCCAUCGAGUCCCACACGGUCUGCUCCCGCGACUUCCUCCGGCCGCUGCUCCCGUCGAGCUUCGACGACGCGAAGAUCGACCAGGUCAUCGCCGACCUCUUCGGCCGCGUCAAGUACUACCCCAAGAAGGCCCGGGAGGAUGGGAGAGCUCGUAACAAGGCGCUCCGCGAGAGCGCAAUGGCUGCGAUGGACGCCGCGCGAACGACCGGCCCGACGUACACUCGCGAGCUGCUCUCGAAGCACGAGACCAUCGCCAUCUACCGAGGUGUUGAGCUGGGCAACGAGCACCUGCUGCGCGUCUUCCCGCCGCGGGAGCGGAAGCAGUGGGCGCGCUUCGACAUCGAGGCGUACGUCUCGUUCGAGAAGCCCGGCAAAUAUGGCGACGAGAAGCAGGACGCGUUCCGCAUCCUCGUCGAGGACGACAACUUCUCCUCCGCGCUCGCGCUCGCGGCCAUCGCCGAGGGCCAGCGCGUGCGCCUGUCCUGGUUACACAAUUAUGUCACGAAGACGGAGACCGUCGACGGCCGCGAGACGAAGCACAGCUACCCGGAGCGGCCCGUGACGGAGCUCGUGCCCGCGGACGCGCCGCGACGAUAA